Exophiala mesophila is the source of this 3544-nucleotide messenger RNA. RefSeq lists its product as uncharacterized. The transcript has a single exon. The coding region runs from base 297 to 1253 and encodes 318 amino acids. Gene Ontology annotation, cellular component: preribosome, large subunit precursor. The record is from RefSeq and is a predicted model, not a curated record. Lineage: Eukaryota; Fungi; Ascomycota; Eurotiomycetes; Chaetothyriales; Herpotrichiellaceae. Gene Ontology annotation, biological process: ribosomal large subunit biogenesis.
GACCAAUGAUAUCGCCUGGAUGUUCGUCCGAGGCAACGCAGCUAAUCCCAAAACAGCAACUGGGACAACGUCCGUGUUUCCCACCAAUGUCAUCCAAUGAGUCAAUUUACUGUUGGAAGAGCCUAGAUCUCUUGGCUGUGCGAUUGUCGACUUGAUAUAACCUGAGGCCUCUACGGUCAUAAAGGAGUGUCACUAACACCAAAUCAUACACACCAAAAACGAAUUUGAUCACCAGCACUCCGACACUACAAACCGUUCUUUAGAGCCUUUCACACUUUGCGAACCCGUCAGAGUCAAUGCCAUUGGGCACUACCACUACUGCAACUCUCACCGUCACUGCUCCAGUCAAUAUGGAUUCCCAAUUUCAACAAAACACCUCAACAACAAUCUCGAGUCGAGAACAGACCCCCGAGACCUUCGAAGACGACACCGUCGAGUCAUCUCCUCCCAGUACAGAUUACGAAUUCGAUGAGUCCCAAUGUCUAUUUUGCAACCAGAAGAACACAGACUUGGACCAGAACUUAGCCCACAUGUUGAAGGCGCAUGGAUUGUACCUCGAGAAGAACAAUCUGCUGGUUGAAGUCUCCUCACUGCUUGCGUACUUCCAUCUUAUCAUCUCCGGAUACUACGAAUGCCUCUACUGUGGAACAGAGCGUAAUACUCGCCAAGCCGUACAGCAACAUAUGAUGGCCAAGGGUCAUUGCAAAUACGACAUUUCCGACGAGGAUUCCGAACUCAGAGACUUCUACGACUUCCCCUCGUCGGAAGCGAAAGAGAAACUCCAAAACACCUUGGACUCUCAACUUCCAUCCCAGGCAAAAUCUAAGAAACCACGACCAUCGAAGCGGUCGCCCCGGAGCAGCACCGAAAUAAUAGAUUCUCCACUCCAAGAGGAACAACCACCCUCCCUGUCGACGACAACGUCCGGCGGGGAACAAACGUCGAAUGUUGCCGAGAAUAACGGUGACAAUCAAGUCCAACUCAGCACAAGAGCACAGAAGCAGGAAGAUACACUCAACAACCAAUUAUCACGGCUUCGUGCCGAUGAGCGAAGAAGUCUUGUACAUUUACCGGCUUCACAGCAACGCGCCAUUCUUGCAACUCACCACAAGCAGAUGGAGAAGGCUAGAAGAACGGAACAGCAUAAGCGGGGUCGUUUGGAAUCUUCAGGUAACAUCUUCGGUCGUUUAGGCACGGUGCGGCUGGUUCGUCAACCCCCGCACUUUGGCAAUGUCUCCGGCUUGAACCGAUGAUUCCAUAGAGGGAGGGGAUUGAUGAGAUUACACAACAACAUGAUACUUCUUUGUACCGACUUCGCAUUCUGUGUUGUACCCCAGAAGAUUGUGUCAAAUACCAAUAUCUGAAUGGUACAGCACAAGAACCGAUAUCACAUUAUUUUCUUCCGGGUGUCAUGGAAAAGGAGAUGCAACGAUGAAAAAUGAUGGGCUGAGCCAAGAACUUCGAUUGGUUCUCUUAUGUUGACUGGCUAUCAGGACCGCUGAAGGGAUAGGGUCAAGAUCGGGGUGCUUCCACCAAAUAUGAUGCCAGCAAGCCACUGAUCCUCAAUUCCAGCAUCCAGUGAGUUUGGAGUGGUAUCGAGCUAGUGGUUAAGGAUACCAAUCUUAGCCAGAGUGCUCACGAACCCAUGCCUUGUAUGAUUAUGAUUUUAAUGACGACUCUGGAAGCCGUUCAUCAACCUCAAUUUGUAUCUUCUCAAGAGGUGCAUCAAUAUGCGAAGUAAAUGUCUCCACGGGAUCGAGGAUAAACACAGACACUGAAUUCAGAGCAAUCAGCCUCGAACAUCGAGAGCACGGACAUGAUAGGAUAGUACUCACAUAUCAAUGGUACAACAGAGAAGCAUGCUGCUGCAGCCCAUACAUUCUUGAACGAAGCCACAUAAGUAUCUGUCACUGCAGCCACUGCAGAGCCAAUUAUUUCAGGCGUGACACCAUCGAUCUGUGCCAAAGCCUCGUUGUCUCUGGCUAAGAGGGCUGAAAUCAGCUCGCCGAGCGAGCUUGCUGGAAAACCUAGCGGUAGGGUCGCAUCGGCAAUCUUGGGAGCCAAAUUAGCACCAAAGGUGUGAUUGAAGAUGGCGUUGUAGAUUGCGACUGCCACACUGGCACCCAAGGAACGAAUUGAAAUCAUCAACCCAGAGGCGAUGGCUAUCAGUGCGGGAGGCGUCGAUAGUUGUGCGACCGUGAGUAACGCCACUAUACUGAUUCCCACUCCUGCACCCAACAAUGCCGGAAGACCCCAGAGGACGGCUAGAGAGGUAUUCGCCUUCACGCUUGUCAUUGCUCCAUUGAACCCCACAAAGCAUGCGAAAGAGAAGACCAGUGGCCCUCUCAAUGAUCUUCGCCAGGAGCAGUACACUCCUGCGCCGAGGGCACUCACACUCAUGACGUAAAACAUGACUGAAUAGUGUAGGCCAACCACUAGAGGAUCUUGAGAACUCAGUACGCUGACUUCGAAAGCGAAAUAGUUGUUGGCCGCGAAGAAUAUAACUCCCUCGACAAAGAUGCAAACCAAGGCAAGGGCGAAAUUGCGAUGUUUGAACAACCCAUGAUGAACCAUGCCGUCUUUUCUGCCAAUGGAUUCAUAGAGGAUGAAGAUAAUGGCGAGUACUGAACCGACCAGAAAUGGUGCCAGAACGUUUGCAGUCGACCAUGGAUAUGGGUUCUGGGCCCAGGAGAGGCCGAGAGAAAAGAGCACCAGGCCAGAUAUCAAGAUUCCAUAGCCAAUCCAGUCGAGUUUCCGGAGCUUUUGCAUGGUUGAGAAUUCCUUUUGAAGCUCUCUUGGUGGCGGGUUGUACAACACCGCACAGAGAACUGUGGAUACAGCAUAAAUGGCUGCGGUGAUAUAGAAGAAUGCUCUGAAUCCUUCAUCGUUCCCAUUCCGAGUCAACUGCCCACCAACAAGGAGACCAAACACGCCUCCCACGGAGGCGAAGAUAUUAAUGCUUGCUUGAGCCCAAGGUCUCCAUUUUCGCGGGAGGACUUCCGAUGGCACAGCAUGCACUAGGGGUUGUGCGCUGAAAGAGAGUCCAGAGAGAGAAAAGCCGGCAAUGGCGACGCCGAUGCUGUUGGCUCGAGAGACGAUAAUAGUACCUAUUAUCCCCAAAGCCGUCAAGAUCACAAGGAACCAUUUUCGACCCCAGUAAUCAGCAGCCUGACUGAUGGGUGGACCGAGGACCGUAGGAACAAUCACGAGACUUGCUGUCAACCAGACGAUUUGAGAUUGUCCGCCAAUGACGGCGGUGAUGCUGCAGGCGUAAGCGCCGCAUCCAACAAGUAAAACGAGCUGAGCAAGGUAGAUAAGGUCAAUGGCCUGGAUGUUGUUAGAGGACUUCCUGGCGUGAGAUGUGUAAGGUAGACAUACCAUGACGAGAACGAUUGUUUUGACGUUGACUCUGCCAUUGGGCUCGUCCAGUGGCGCAGCCUCGACAUGAAUAGUUGACCCAGAGCUCAUACUUAGGUGAUGCGAGGAAUAGUUGAGGCUUUUGAAGGGAGUUAAUGGAUCACUAAGGAAUGCCUGAAGUGUGGCU